This is a messenger RNA of Sorex araneus (European shrew), 738 nucleotides long. It is a transcript of the gene RPL18, whose product is annotated as ribosomal protein L18. The record is from RefSeq and is a predicted model, not a curated record. Bases 133 to 699 code for a protein of 188 amino acids. Gene Ontology annotation, molecular function: structural constituent of ribosome; RNA binding. Gene Ontology annotation, biological process: translation. The transcript is spliced from 7 exons. NCBI's taxonomy places the organism in Eukaryota, Metazoa, Chordata, Mammalia, Eulipotyphla, Soricidae. Gene Ontology annotation, cellular component: ribosome; cytosolic large ribosomal subunit.
AGAGACCCGCGUCGUGGUAGAGCGCCGCGUCGCGCGCCAGUGACGGCAUGCAAGCGCCAUUCGCUCAGUGGUUUCCCCGCCCAUCCGGCCCUGUUCUCUCUUUCCGGACCUGGCCGAACUGAAGGCGCCAUCAUGGGAGUCGAUAUCCGCCACAACAAAGACCGGAAGGUGCGGCGCAAAGAGCCCAAGAGUCAGGACAUCUACCUGAGGCUGCUGGUCAAGCUGUACCGGUUUCUGGCCAGACGCACCAACUCCACGUUCAAUCAGGUUGUGCUGAAGAGACUGUUCAUGAGCCGAACCAACCGGCCACCUCUGUCCCUGUCCCGUAUGAUCCGCAAGAUGAAGCUUCCUGGUCGGGAAGGCAAGACAGCUGUGGUGGUGGGAACAAUCACAGAUGAUGUGCGCAUUCAGGAGGUGCCCAAACUGAAGGUGUGUGCCCUGCGUGUGACUGGCCGCGCCCGAACUCGAAUCCUCAAGGCUGGAGGCAAAAUCCUAACCUUUGACCAGUUAGCCCUGGACUCCCCCAAAGGCUGUGGAACUGUCCUGCUCUCCGGACCCCGCAAAGGCCGGGAAGUGUAUAGGCAUUUUGGCAAGGCUCCCGGGACCCCACACAGCCACACUAAACCCUAUGUGCGUUCCAAGGGCCGCAAGUUCGAGCGUGCCAGAGGCAGAAGGGCCAGCCGCGGCUAUAAGAAUUGACCUGACUCUGCUUUACUAUUAAAAGAUUUUGGUUGCUGA